Molecule: messenger RNA, 1605 nt
Organism: Gossypium arboreum
Lineage: Eukaryota; Viridiplantae; Streptophyta; Magnoliopsida; Malvales; Malvaceae
Exons: 3
Coding region: 509-1444 (311 amino acids)
Source: RefSeq, a predicted model, not a curated record
ACUAUAACUGGAAGAGAUGGCUGGCAGCAGCUUAUAUGAUUGAUUUGGAGUUGUAUUGGUUUCAAACAUGGAAGUUGAUUUCAAGUAAACAAUUGCAAGUUGCAGUGCAAGCAGGACGCGUUGAUUCUUCUCUACUGGUCAACCAAAGAAAAUCCAAGUGAUUGAUUCAAAUGGAAACCUAUGCUUGUAUACGUACGUUUGUAUGUAUUCCAAGCAGCCAGUAAGUAAGUUCCCUCAUAUUUUAAUUACAUCGUAUUCCUUACUCCUUCGCCUUCCUUUAUUCCUUUGCUUUCACAAAUGGAAAUUUGACAACACACACGCCGGCGCACAUCUAUUAAGGUAACUCCCCACAAUUUUAAUCACUUGUCUCUUUCUUCUUUGGAUAUGCAUUUUAGUUGACAGGUUGAUUGUACUUGUUUGAUGCUUUGAAGCUAUUGUUGGUUGAUUGUUGUCAUACAAGGAAGGCGAGUGCCAUGUGCUUGUAGAUUAUCUUGCAAACUGUGUCUCUAUGGCGUUCAAACCUUUUUAUGAAAGAAACCUCCAAUCCCCUACUUCUUACAUGGAGGGUGUUGUGGUGAAUACCAAUUGGGAUGAUGUGAUUUGCCCGAUAUGUUUGGAUGUUCCCCACAAUGGUGUACUCCUCCAAUGCACAUCUUACGAGAAAGGCUGCCGUCCUUUUGUUUGUGACACAGACCACUUGCAUUCAAAUUGUUUGGAUCGAUUCAAAAAUGCGAAUGGGAUGUCAUGCCCUUCAACAUCUCAUACAAUUUCUACAACAACAAGCAUUCAGCUAACAGUGUCUGAAGAUGACUGCAAGCCAGCUUGCCCCUUAUGUAGAGGGAAAGUCACCGGAUGGUUUGUUGUUGAUAAGGCUCGUCUACUUCUAGAUAAGAAGAAGCGUUUUUGUGAGGAGGAGCAGUGCUCAUUCGCAGGCACCUACUCAGACCUACAGAAGCAUGCUCAGUUAGAGCAUCCCCAUGCACGUCCUUCAAGAAUAGAUCCUGCUCGGCAGCUUGAUUGGGAAAAUCUUCAGCAGUCCUCUGAGAUAAUAGAUGUUUUGAGCACUAUACAUUCAGAAAUCCCACGUGGGGUGGUUCUUGGGGACUAUGUAAUUGAAUAUGGUGAAGAUGAAUCUGGAGAUGAGUUUGAUGAUUUCCCCGGUGAGGGCAACUGGUGGACCUCUUGUAUUUUAUAUCAGGUGUUUGAUAACUUGAGGAUUUCUAGAAAUAGAAGGAGAUCAAGAGUGACUGAUUCUAGAAGGGGAAAUCGUCGAUCUAGUUAUGCUUUGUCAAAUUCUGAUGAGGGUUCAGUGGCUUCUGUAGAAUAUGCAGAAUAUAGAGUAGAUGAGACUGAUGAUGAGUUUAUAAGCAGAAGUGCCCCCUCCCGAGGUAGCUUUGGCUACCGGAGUUCACCAAGACGUCGCUCCCGCUUUUCUGACAAUUGAAGCGAAGCGUUAAUCGUGUAGAAGUGGAAAGCAAAUUAGACACAUUGGUGCAGGGCCAGCAGAUAGUUUUAGAUUUGAAAACAUGUGAAAAGAAUAUAUGAUUGAACUUCUUAUGGUUGUGGUUAGAUUUGAAUUUCAAAGAAAUGGAAUUUAAAGUUAAA